Messenger RNA from Gossypium raimondii (Peruvian cotton), 3704 nucleotides. Its product is annotated as triacylglycerol lipase SDP1. The transcript has 3 exons. The record is from RefSeq and is a predicted model, not a curated record. Lineage: Eukaryota; Viridiplantae; Streptophyta; Magnoliopsida; Malvales; Malvaceae. Gene Ontology annotation, molecular function: triacylglycerol lipase activity. Gene Ontology annotation, biological process: lipid metabolic process. Bases 992 to 3532 code for a protein of 846 amino acids.
GAAUUCUACUCUCAUUCUCUUCACAAAUUUAAAGCAGUUGUUGCUUGCAAGCAAAAGCAACAAAAACCCCAUCCCUCCAAGCUACACAAAAUCGUAGCUAAAACUUUAAAAAUUUAACACAACCCAAAGUUUUCUUUCAAAAUUUUGUUUCUUUCAUGCUUUUUUUAUAAAUAGAAAGUUAGUUUCCCAACGAUCAGAAUCUUAUCUUCUCCUUUAUUUUGUGUUUUUUUUUUUAUAUAAUCUUCUUUCUCUAUCCAGAAUCUUCCUUCACAUCGGCAUCGUUAUCUCUUUUAACAGAUCCCAAAGUUUCCCUUUCCCCCAAUAAUUUCGCUUUUGGAUGUUUAUAUUUAGCCUACUGGCCUUCAUAUUAUAUUAGCACUCGAGGGGGAUGUAUCUGGUUUUCUUUUCCUGGGUUUUCCUUUGUUAGCUAGUUGCCCCAACUUUUUGGAAUUGUCAAAGGAAAACCCAUGGUUUUUUUAACUGGUGAUAAUUAUUGUCUUCUUUGAGACCUUUUUUGGGUUUCGUUUAGAUUCUUGUGGAAAAAAAAGGGAAAACCGAACAGGUUCUUGGUUUCUUGUGUGUUUAAUGGGAAUUAGAAUCUGGGUUUUCUUUUAUUUGAAUUUGUAGAUUUUAAGAUAGUUUGGGUUCUUGUUUGGUUUUUGUAGAUAGUCAGAAAUUUGUUGGAAUUCAGGAGCUGAACGAGGUUGGAAACUAUCGAACUUUUAAUCUCAAAUAGAAAAUUUUGCUUGUUUUCCUUUUCAAUUGGGAUAUAUAUUAAUCCGCUUAAUUUUCUAUAUAUUUGAAGAAAAAGGAAGGAGGUGAAUUUAGGGUUAUAGGAUCAGUUUCUCAUUUAUCUUUAGUGUUUCUGAAUUCAAAUUGGUGAACAAAUCCAUUAGUGUCUUUUGUAUUUUUCUCUGUUAUUUGGUGCAAAAACAAAGCCAAUACUGUUUGCUUUCAUUCCCUAUUAGAAAAUCUUUAUUGCAAACUAGCUAUGGAUAUAACUAAUGAGGCCAGUGUUGAUUCAUUUUCGAUUGGUCCUUCGACGAUCAUUGGUCGUACAAUUGCUUUUAGGAUCCUGUUGUGUAAGUCAAUGGCACAUUUCAGGCAUCAAAUUUUUCAUGUAUUGGUGGAUUUAUUCUAUAGAUGUAAGAACUUGGUUUCACCAUUGAUAUCAUGGUUGCAUCCCCGGAAUCCUCAAGGGAUAUUAGCAUUGGUGACUAUUAUUGCUUUUUUGGUGAAACGGUACACGAAUGUAAAGUUGAGGGCUGAGAUGGCUUAUAGAAGGAAAUUUUGGAGAAAUAUGAUGAGAACUGCAUUGACAUAUGAAGAAUGGGCUCAUGCUGCUAAGAUGCUUGAUAAAGAAACACCGAAGAUGAAUGAAUCAAAUCUUUAUGAUGAGGAACUUGUGAGAAACAAGAUUCAAGAGCUUCGGCGUCGUCGCCAAGAUGGAUCUCUUAGGGAUAUUAUCUUUUGUAUGAGAGCUGAUCUUAUUAGAAAUCUUGGUAAUAUGUGUAAUCCUGAGCUUCAUCAAGGAAGGCUUCAUGUGCCUAAACUCAUCAAGGAUUACAUUGAUGAGGUCUCCACUCAGUUGAGAAUGGUUUGCGACUCUGAUUCAGAGGAGCUUUCCUUGGAAGAGAAGCUUGCUUUUAUGCAUGAAACAAGGCAUGCAUUUGGUAGAACGGCGUUGCUUCUAAGUGGGGGUGCUUCUCUUGGAGCAUUUCAUAUUGGUGUAGUUAAAACACUAGUAGAGCAUAAGCUUUUACCGAGGAUAAUUGCUGGUUCGAGUGUAGGAUCCAUUAUGUGUGCUAUUGUUGGUACAAGGUCAUGGCCCGAGCUGCAAAGCUUCUUCGAAGACUCUUGGCGGUCGUUGCAGUUUUAUGAUCAACUGGGUGGAAUAUUUGCAGUUGUUAGGAGAGUCAUGAGACAAGGGGCUGUUCAUGAGAUCAGACACAUGCAAUGGAUGUUAAGACAUCUUACAAGUAAUCUUACAUUUCAAGAGGCUUAUGAUAUGACUGGUCGAGUACUAGGAAUAACAGUUUGCUCACCAAGGAAACAUGAGCCACCUCGAUGCCUAAAUUACUUGACUUCACCUCAUGUUGUUAUAUGGAGCGCCGUAAGCGCUUCUUGUGCUUUUCCUGGCCUUUUUGAAGCUCAGGAACUAAUGGCGAAAGAUAGGAGUGGGGAACUUGUUCCUUACCAUCCUCCCUUUAAUUUGGAUCCCGAGGAGGGUUCUAGUGCAACUGCUCGUCGAUGGAGGGAUGGUAGCUUGGAGGUCGAUUUACCUAUGAUGCAACUUAAGGAGCUGUUCAAUGUCAAUCAUUUCAUUGUGAGUCAAGCAAACCCUCAUAUCAUACCAUUUUUGAGGGUAAAGGAGUUUGUUCGAGCCCAUGGUGGUAACUUCGCGGCAAAGUUUGCGCACCUAACCGAGAUGGAAGUUAAACAUAGAUGUAGCCAAAUACUCGAACUGGGGUUUCGUAUGGGGGGACUUGCCAAGAUAUUUGCUCAAGAUUGGGAGGGUGAUAUUACCGUUGUUAUGCCAGCCACAGUUUCUCAGUACUUGAAAAUUCUACAAAACCCAACUCUUGUGGAGCUUCAAAAGGCAGCCAACCAAGGGAGAAGAUGCACUUGGGAGAAGCUGUCGGCUAUGAAAGCAAAUUGCGGCAUCGAGCUUGCCCUCGAUGAGUGUGUUGCAAUUCUUAACCACAUGCGUAGGCUUAAACGGAGUGCCGACAGAGCUGCUGCCGCUUCAUCUCAUGGUCUUGCCAACACAACCAAAUUCAGUGCUUCGAAGAGAAUCCCGUCUUGGAAUUGCAUUGCAAGAGAAAACUCAUCAGGCUCCCUCGAAGAAGACCUUCUCACAGAUGUUACUUCGUCUUUGCAUCACGGAGUAGGCAGUUCUUCGGGAAUACCGCCACCUGCUAGGAAUUUACGAGCCCAUCGCAGUGCCUAUGAUGGAAGUGAUAGUGAAUCAGAAGGUGUAGACUUACAUUCUUGGACAAGAUCUGGUGGUCCGUUGAUGAGGACGAGUUCCGCAAAUCUGUUCAUUGACUUUGUCCAAAAUCUAGACGCUGAAGCUGAAGUGAACAAAGGUCUAAUGGCUCAUCCUAGUUCUCCUGGAUUUCAGAUAUGCGGCGGGGAUUCUUUUAGUCACAGCCCGAGGAUGAUGAAAUCAGAUAGAGGUUCAGAAUACGAGUUUGAUCAAAGGGAUUUCGGGAACAGACCGCCUGUUAACGGUUCUAGCAUUAUGGUCACUGAAGGUGAUCUCUUACAACCUGAAAAGGUCAUUAAUGGACUUAUGCUCAACGUGGUGAAGAAAGCUGACUUGGCACAGUCAAGUCGAAGCCCUGAUUCAGAUAAUUGUAGUACUGAAGUAGCUGAAUGUGUGCAGCUGGAGUGUCCAGAGAAGGACGAUAGCUCCGCAUCUGAAUGUGGCGACGAUGAUGCCGGUGCAGUAAAUGAGACGGUUGCAACCGAUAAUCUGACCCGAAGUGCUCGUGAUGAUGAUAAUCAGGGUGGUGUUGUAGAUGCCUAAGUUUUUAAGAUUAACCUAAUGACCCAAAUUUUUGGGUGGCAACAAAUUGGUCCCUGCUUUAAAAAAGGGUAUUCAUUGCUAGUAAAAAAUUUACCAUGAUUGAUUAAAUUUUUUUAUUUACUAUUUGUAAUUUUUUGUAUGACAUAAAUAUUAUCACUAUUUGUUUCUAUUA